AUGUCCAGGCCCAAAGUUCUCCUCCUAGGAAAAAUCGAGCUUGCGCACAAAGAAUGGUCCAAAAUCUCUUGCGUGGCCGAAAUUAUUGAGCCCAAAGCUCGAUCUCGCGAGGAAUUUAUACAGGAGUGUAAGGCUGGCGCUUUCGACGGUGUCGUCGCAGCAUUCAGGACCGUGGGGAGCGUAGCCAUUACUGGCAGGAUAGAUGAGGACCUCGUGCCUAUACUCCCUAGGAGCCUAAACUUCAUAGUUCAUAAUGGAGCGGGCUACGAUCAGAUUGAUGUGCACACCUGCACAGAGCACGAUAUCCGAGUUGCUAAUGUGCCAAUGGCGGCAGAUAAUGCUACUGCAGAUGUGAACAUGUUCCUUAUCUUAGGAGCUCUGCGAGGCUUUAACACAUCCAUGGUGGCACUCCGCAAUGGCUUCUGGAAGGGCUUCUCCCCACCACCUUUUGGUCACGACCCACAAGGCAAAAUCUUAGGUAUAUUAGGUAUGGGAGGGAUUGGCCAGAACCUUAUGAAGAAAGCUACUGCGUUUGGCAUGACCGUCCAGUACCACAAUCGCUCAAAGCUAUCGGACGAGCUAAGUGGAGAAGCAAAAUACGUUAGCUUCAAAGAGUUAUUAAGGACUAGCGAUGUUCUAUCUCUAAAUUUACCUUUGAAUAAAAGCACCCACCACAUUAUUAGCACCAAGGAGUUUGAGUUGAUGAAGGAGUGUGUCGUGAUAGUCAACACCUCCCGAGGGGCAGUUAUGGACGAGGAUGCCCUUGUAAAGGCGUUAGAUGAGGGGAAAGUAUGGUCAUGUGGACUCGACGUCUUCGAAGACGAGCCUAAGGUCCACCCAGGCCUGAUCGCUAACUCACAUGUAAUGCUCCUGCCACAUAUGGGAACAUGGACUGUGGAGACGCAGAUGAAUAUGGAGAUAUGGUGUAUCGAAAAUGUGUGGAGCGCCCUUGAGAAGGGGAGGCUGAUGAGUCCGGUUCCAGAGCACAAAUACUUGUAAGCCAGACCCUGGUGGGGUGUAGAAGUUUGAAAAAUAGGCCAACGAGCUCCUUAAAACAGCGACAAAAGCUGCCCUUAUCAGCAGCCUCCUAGCUGUCGCAUCGUUAAAUAGAGUAUAUUAGUUGCCAUGUGCAAGGGUUAUUAUAGUUCAAUAAUUGCAUAGAG
This is a messenger RNA of Pseudogymnoascus verrucosus, 1163 nucleotides long. RefSeq lists its product as uncharacterized. Gene Ontology annotation, molecular function: glyoxylate reductase (NADPH) activity; hydroxypyruvate reductase [NAD(P)H] activity; NAD binding. The record is from RefSeq and is a predicted model, not a curated record. The transcript is spliced from 5 exons. The coding region runs from base 1 to 999 and encodes 332 amino acids. NCBI's taxonomy places the organism in Eukaryota, Fungi, Ascomycota, Leotiomycetes, Thelebolales, Thelebolaceae. Gene Ontology annotation, cellular component: cytosol.